Messenger RNA from Merops nubicus (carmine bee-eater), 1335 nucleotides. Its product is annotated as keratin, type II cytoskeletal 1-like. Gene Ontology annotation, cellular component: keratin filament. Lineage: Eukaryota; Metazoa; Chordata; Aves; Coraciiformes; Meropidae. Gene Ontology annotation, biological process: keratinization; intermediate filament organization. The record is from RefSeq and is a predicted model, not a curated record. The transcript is spliced from 10 exons. The coding region runs from base 1 to 1335 and encodes 444 amino acids. Gene Ontology annotation, molecular function: structural constituent of skin epidermis.
AUGUACAGGAAGCUGCUGGAGGGAGAGGAGAACCGGCUCUGCGGGGAGAACCCGUCCAACAUCAAUGUCUCUGUGGUGGGCAGAACCACGAUUGCUGGCAGCAGAGCCGGCGGCUUUGGAGCCGGCAGUGGCAUGGGAGGAGGAGUAUGUGCGGUCGGAGGAGGAAGCAUCAUUGGAGGCAGCUGUGGAGUGGGAGGAGGGCUCCUGGGCGGCGGCUUCUCCUCUGGAAGUGGGAGGAUGUGCAGCACUGGAGGCGGCACCUUCGUGGCGGGGGGUGGAUCCUCCUCCGCUGGUGUCAGCAGAGGUAUCGAGGAGGUCCGUGUCAAUGUCAACCUGCUGAGGCCAAUGCAGCUAGAAGUUGACCCUGAGUUCCAGAGGGUGCGCUCAGACGAGAAAGAGCAAAUUAAGGCUCUCAACAACAAAUUUGCCUCAUUCAUCGAUAAGGUUCAAUGUCUUGAGCGGCAGAACCAGGCUCUGAUGGCCAAAUGGGAACUUCUGCAGCAGCAAAGUGCCCGACCGGAGGAGCGCAGAAAUAUCACCUCAUUCUUCCAAUCUUACAUCAGCAACCUGCAGAGGCAGCUGGAAAUGCUCCAGAGCCAGAAGGAGCAGCUGGAUCCAGAAGCGUAUAAUAUGCUGCAGCUUGUUGAAGAUUACAAAAAGAGGUUUGAGGAUGAGAUCAACAAGCGUGCGUCUAAAGAAGAGGAGUUUGUGGAGCUUAAAAAGGAGCUGGACAAUGCCUACAUGGGAAAAAUGGAGUUUGAUGUCCGUGUGGAAAUACUGAAGCAGGAUCUUGAGUUCCUCAGAUGCUUACAUGAAGCUGAGCUGUCCCAGCUGCAAACAGUGGUUGGCAACACCAAUGUCAUUCUGUCCAUGGACAACCACCGAGAACUCAACAUGGAUGGCAUCAUUGAAGAAGUCAGGCAGGAGUAUGAGACAAUUGCUCAGAGAAGUAAAGCUGAAGUAGAUGCCAUGUACCAGGGCAGGUACCAGGACCUUCAGAACUUGUGGGUAAAUCAACGUGAGCAGCUGGGGAACAGCUACAAAGAGAUCCAGGAGCUCGUCAGGCAGAUCCAAAGACUCCAACCAGAAAUUGAAAUUGCAAAGAAAAAGAAUGACAGCCUCCAAGAAAACAUUAAAGAUGCUGAGCAGCGUGGGAGUUCUGCCAUCAAAGAUGGCCAGCAAAAGCUUCAGGAGUUGGAAAACGCCCUGCAGCAGGCAAAAGAUGACCUCACUCGCCUUCUUCAUGAUUAUCAGGAGCUCCUGAAUGUGAAAUUGGCCCUGGAUAUUGAAAUUGCCAUGUACAGAUCACUCCUUGAUGAGGAGGAGACCAGGUAG